AUGGCGCGCGCGAGCUCGGGGGCGAGCGUGACCCCGAACGUGACCUCGCAGGUGCGAGAUAGAUUUGGAACGAACCCGGGCGGGCGGGCGGGGCACGCGGGGUGCGCGACGGCGGACGGGAGGGCGAUCGUGGUGGGCGGGCGUUCGACGACGGGCGACCGGAUGUACCUCGCCGACGUCUGGGAGUUGGAUUUACGUCGAGUGAACUCGAGCACGACGGAGCGACGGAUGGUGUGGACGAUGUUACACGAUGGGGUGUCUCCGGGGAUGGUGCCGAGCGGACGGAGCGGGAGCGCGGCGGUGGUCGUGAGGGGCGACGUGUACGUCUUCGGCGGGUACUCGAGCGCUCUCAGAGGAGACUUGGACGACCUGUGGGUGUUCAAUCGAACGUCAGGGAGUUGGAGCGAGUUAUCGCCGGUGGACGGUUACAAACCACCGGGGCGGAGUGGGGCGAGCGUGAGCGCGCCCGAAGGCGAGGCGGGCGGAGCGCUCGUGGUAUACGGCGGCAACGGGCGAAACGACGUGUGGGAGUACGACGUCGACGCGAAUAGAUGGACGAUGAUCAAGGAGAACACGGCUUCGUCGAUGAGCGGGGUCGGGAGCGCGCGGAUGGGAGCGACGGUCAUCUUGGCGAUUUUCGUGGCCUCGUUAGCGUAG
Ostreococcus tauri is the source of this 657-nucleotide messenger RNA. Its product is annotated as Kelch-type beta propeller. Lineage: Eukaryota; Viridiplantae; Chlorophyta; Mamiellophyceae; Mamiellales; Bathycoccaceae. The record is from RefSeq and is a predicted model, not a curated record. Bases 1 to 657 code for a protein of 218 amino acids. Gene Ontology annotation, molecular function: protein binding. The transcript has a single exon.